Messenger RNA from Dermochelys coriacea (leatherback sea turtle), 3608 nucleotides. It is a transcript of the gene GAS2L1, whose product is annotated as growth arrest specific 2 like 1. Gene Ontology annotation, biological process: microtubule bundle formation; protein localization to microtubule plus-end; regulation of microtubule polymerization or depolymerization. Gene Ontology annotation, cellular component: stress fiber; actin filament; cytoplasm. Gene Ontology annotation, molecular function: cytoskeletal adaptor activity; actin filament binding; microtubule binding. NCBI's taxonomy places the organism in Eukaryota, Metazoa, Chordata, Testudines, Dermochelyidae. The record is from RefSeq and is a predicted model, not a curated record. The coding region runs from base 216 to 3167 and encodes 983 amino acids. The transcript has 6 exons.
CUGAGGGCAGCGGGGAGUUUCCACAGCGAUCCGGCCCCGCCGAACUGUCCGCCCGGGGACAGAAGCGAAGCGGCCCCGGGAAACUCCGGGCGCUCCCCGGAGCCGGGCGCUGCGCUGCUCCCGGGCGAGGCUCAGCCCUGGCGGAUUGAAUCUCGUCGAGGCGUUGGCGGGGGAGGCUCCCUCCAGCGAGGUGACGCCCAGGGACGGGAUGCAAGAUGGCUGAGCUGAGCAACAUCCAGUCUGCAGCUUCCAAGAGCAUCCGGCCUUUCCGGUCCAGUGAGGAGUAUCUCUAUGCCAUGAAGGAGGACCUAGCUGAGUGGCUCAACAUCCUCUAUGGCUGGGAUGUCCAGGUGGAGAAUUUCAUGGAGACCCUGGAGACCGGGUGUGAUCUCUGCCAACAUGCCAACAACGUCAACCGCAUUGCUCUGGAGUUCCAGCAGCAGCACCCAGAAGCUGCCGUCCACAUGAGGGUGCCCCAGAAUGAGGUUAUCUACCAGGCCAAGAAUGUGGUGCCUGGCUCCUUCAUCGCCAGGGACAACAUCUCCAAUUUCAUCCAGUGGUGCCGGCAGGACCUGGGCAUCCAGGACGUGUUGAUGUUCGAAACCAAUGACCUGGUGCUGAAGAAGAAUGAGAAGAACUUCGUCCUGUGCCUUCUGGAGGUCGCUAGGAGGGGCUCCAAGUUUGGGAUGCUGGCUCCCAUGCUGAUCCAGAUGGAGCAGGAGAUUGAGGAGGAAAUGAGGGAUCAGAUAGCUUAUGGGGGGCUGGAAACCCAGGAGGAUAACCAAGACCUGGGCCCUGAAUCACCUGUCUACCCUAGCAGGCUGCAGAGAAUCUCCUUGUGUGACCUCAAGAACCUGGAUGAGCUGGUGCGAGAGAUUCUGGGCUGCUGUACCUGCCCCUCUCAGUUUCCCAUGAUCAAAGUCUCAGAGGGUAAAUAUAAAGUGGGAGACUCCAACGCGCUGAUCUUUGUUCGAGUGCUGAGAAGCCACGUGAUGGUGCGAGUCGGUGGUGGAUGGGAUACCCUGGAGCACUACCUGGACAAGCACGAUCCCUGCCGAUGCGCUUCCCUCUCGCAUCGUCUAAUGCAGACCCGUGCCCUGGGCUUCUCCCCGCAGAAGAUGGCAUCUCCUGGCAGCUUCUCUCCCAGCCCCCAACCUGCCAGCCCCAGCUCCCAGCGCCACUCAGAAGGCAUGAACCCCUACCGGCCAACAGAGACCCUCCACACAGGGGAUAAGCGGCUCUCAGCUGGUGGGGACUUGACCCAGGCCAGGAUGGACCGGUCUGGCUAUCUGGCCAGGGGGGCAGGAGAUCUGUCUGUCCAAUCAGACUCCUCGCGGCAGAUCCCCAAUGUGGCAUCGCAUGCCAGGCAGGAGAAGCUGGAAGGGCUCCCCCCAAGGGCUGGCACAGUCCCCUCAUCUGGCCGGAGCUCCUCCAGUCCCUUGAGGAGCUCCACACCACUUGCCCACCGCGACGUAUCUGAGCCGAGAGCUUCAACCACUCUCAGACUUCGAGACCAGCUGCCCCCCAGAGCCAGACGCCUCUCCGGAGACAGUGAUUCCUCCACGUCGUCCACACAGAGUGGCACCCUGGGCAGGAGGCGUGGUGAGGACAGUGCCUUGCGAACAGCGCGCAGGAAGGAGGUGGGGCGGCACAUGCCCGAGGGGACCCCCAAGAGUCGGCCUUCGAGCCGCAGCCAGUCACGGGAGCGCGGGGCCUUCUUGGGGCUGAGGCCGUCGGUGGAGGCCAGGAGGGCAGAGCCAGAGGAGUGGAGCCAGCCUCGCCUGGUGAAUGGGCCUGGCAGGCCCAGCCCCAGACCACGGAGCCAGGGGAGAGGUGGCGGGGAGCCAGUGCUGCUCAUCAGCCGAGGGAAGGAUGGGCAGCACUCCUGGGCACAGGCCAACAAAGUGAAGGAGACUGACCAAGACUCUGGCCGAGCCAUCCCCAGGACCACGAGCCCUACUUGCAGGCACCUCCCUCGGGUGGGCUCCAGGAGCCCUGCGCCCACCAGUCACAGAGCAUCGCUUCCUGCCAACAAACUGGCAGAGCCCUCGAUACGGGCACCUCAGCAAAUGCUGGGGUCUGUGAGGCAGUGUCAGGGGGCUGAGACUGAGCCAAGUGAUCCUGUGAGGGAACAGCUCUCUGGGGAGACCCUCCAGGCCAGACAGUUGUCUGAGAGCUUCAGCCAGGAGCUGGAGGAGCUGGCACAGAGCUUCCGGACCCCUCUGUGCCUGGACCCCAGCCAGGAGCAGCAGCUGUACCGGUGCCUGGAGGAGGAGUUCCUGGCCAACUCCCAGAUGAUCGAGCUGGUCGGGGAUGAUGGGGAGACCCUGGGCUGCACCCACGAUCCGGGACAACUCCAGCAGACCACGCCAGACCCAGGGGCCGUUGACUCUGCCUACUGCUCCUCCAGCUCCUCCUCCUCAUCACUGAACUUCUUCAGCAAGCACGGCUUCCAGACAGACUUCAGUGAGCGGCCCAAAGAUGACCCCAAGAGGAACCCUUCAUCCCAGCGCCCAUGGGCCUCCAACUGUAGCACAGCCCACACUGAGUUCCAUAAUGGCUCUGGCUGGAACUCCCAUGUGGCCCUGGAGCCGACCACAUGCUGGAGGAAGCCAGCUCUCUCGAGUUCCUCUGAUGAAAGUAACUACUACACAGCCUUGAAUGACCUCCAGGAGGUGGCUGAGGGAGUAGAGGGCUCCAAUCUGGGCAUGGAUGCGACCUGGACCAUCUUGGACCAUCUUGCGGGCUCUGAUACAGACUUGGGGCCCUCGGCCCGAGAUGAGCUGACGGAGACCAAGGAAGACUCUGUGGUGGGGCCUGUUGGUGAGACAGCCCUAGAUGGAAUGCCACAUGUACUCCAGACACAGGAGGGGGUGCUGAGGCAAAAGAAAUCCCCAAAGAAACCAGGCCGAGUGCCUUCCAUCUACAAGCUGAAGGUGCGGCCCAAGGCCAAGCCGCGUGUAGACACUCAGCCAGAUAAGAACCCCUCCAAAAUACCCACGCCGCUCAGCUACAAGACGUCUGGCACCUCACCCAAGGGGAGCCCUCCCAAGUGCCCAUCUGAGCACAAGCCCUGGAGAGCCUUUCAGAGCGUCUUCUCCUCCCUCAUGGAGCCGCCGCUGGGCCAGAUGGAGCCAAGAGGGCCAGACGAGGAUGCCUGGGCAUGAUGAGCUGGUAGCACUCGUACAAGAUGGAGGGACCGGCCUAUAGCAUUCCCCACUGUUGCUCCCAGAUCCCCAUGUCCCACACCUGCUGCCUUAGAUGUGCUGCUGUGGUGGCCCUGGCCUUGCUGCUGCUGCUGCUGCUGCUGCUGCUGCUGGGAAGGGGUGGGCGGCCAGAUGCCCCAGAGUUUUUUAUUUUUGAAGGUACCUCUGGAUGGAGCUUCCAGUUGCGGGGCCAGAUUUGGGGUCAGAGGAGGGCUGGGCAGCUGGGUGGCUUUGAUUUUACUUGAGAUCUCUUAAGUGAAUUGCCUUUUAGGGGGACAUUCCAGAGCCCUGGAAAAAGGCUAAUGUCAUGCCCAUCUUUAAAAAAGGGAAGAAGGAGGAUCCGGGGAACACAGGCCAGUCAGCCUCACCUCAGUCCCUGGAAAAAUCAUGGAGCAGAUCCAC